CUAUAAACAGAGCCUUGUUAUAAUAUUGAACUCAGAGUUUGUGAGUCCCCUCGGCUUGUUGUUGUCACAGUUGUGAUUACACACCAGAUAAAAUCAUAUAGGCUAGGCAGUGAAGUAAGCCGGCGCUGGCACAGCUAAACAACCAAACAUGUAGCCAGCCAGCCAGGUGAAUUCGAAGACCUAAAUUAUGACAUGCGCGCGCAGCUCUCUCACAGGUAAUUAUACUGGCUGGCGCAUCCUCUUUCUCGGCCACCGCUGACUGCGUGAGCGAACAGCCCUUACCUAGUGGAUGCCACGUUUGUUCGCGACAUCCCGAACCAAUGAGAGAGCUUGUUUUACAAUAGAGCCUCCACACGCUGUUGCACAUGGUUCAAAACUGCCCCCAUGUCGCCGUCGCUCAUCACAACACACAACAUCGAGAGCCACGAUCGGAGACAGUUGUGAAGCGACAGGAGGAGUUAGAGAAAUUCGGAGGUGGACGACACGGGGACAUAGUACGCGACGCAGCACCUUUAUCUACGCACGUCGCCGCCACCCAUCGCCAAAUAAUGGCGUGUAACUACUUGGUUGUGAUAUUUUGUGCCACGGCAGGGAAACAAGGGGAAGAGUUAGGGACGGACGAAGAACAGAUUGUUUUGAUUGUCUACCUAUUGCUGGACAUAUCUAACAAUCGGGUGGUUUCUCUCCAACACCAGUAUGUCCGGCCGCAGGUGGACGACAUUUCAGAGACAGUCCUCACUGAGGAAUGCAAGACAGAAAUAGAUCUUAACGAAGACAGCAUCAGGAACGCUCAGCCCUUAGAGCAAGUCCUUGACGAGUUCGACCGGUUUAUCAAGACAAAAGGCUGUCACCCGGAAUCAGGCGGGAACAGUUUCACUUUCGUUUGUGACGGACAGCUGCAUUUUCGCCUCAGUCUUCAUCCAGAAGCGUGCAAUAAAAACAUUACUCUCCCAGACUAUUUCUACCGUUUCUAUGACUUAAGGAAAGAAUUUAAGACCUUCUACAAGACAGAGAAUAUCAAUGGAAUCAAGGACAUGCUUGAAUAUCUUGGUUUAGAAGGGGACCAGUCUGUAGACUAUGGAGUUCGACAAUGCCAGGAAAUGUCCAGUAUUAUAACUAGACUCAUUAAUGACGGACACACGUUCACAGACCCAGACAUCAUUAAGGAUAGACUUGAGCCAGGGAUAUGCAAUAAAACUGAAUUUGUUGAUGACGAUACCGUUAUCCGGGCACGUGGGUUACCAUGGCAAUCGUCAGACCAAGAUAUAGCGAAGUUCUUUCGUGGCCUUAACAUCGCAAAGGGUGGCGUUGCUCUGUGCCUUAGUCAACAAGGACGCCGAAAUGGAGAAGCUCUUAUUCGUUUUGAGAAUAAAGAGCACAGGGAUCUUGCCUUAAAGAAACAUAAACACCAUCUUGGACAGAGGUAUAUUGAAGUGUACAAGGCGUCGGGGAAAGACUUCAUCAACGUGGCGGGCGGUAACAACACAGAGGCCCAGGCAUUCCUGUCACGUGGUGGUCAGGUGAUCAUACGCAUGCGCGGUCUUCCUUAUUCGUGCACAACAGAACAAGUGCUCGACUUUUUCCGUCGCGGAGAGAAUGCGGUAGAGGUGCUGGAUGGAGAAGAAGGGAUUUUGUUUGUCCACCAGGCAGAUGGGCGUGCCACGGGAGAUGCUUUUGUCCUCUUUGCCACCGAGGAGGCGUCCAACACAGCCCUGCUCAAGCACAGAGAGCUCAUUGGAACCAGAUAUAUUGAACUGUUUAAGAGUACUACUGCUGAAGUACAACAGGUGUUAAACAGAAGCAUGGAUCCAAGGAGCCCGCAAGAGCCAGACAUUCCUCUUCCACCACUCAUUGCCUCGCUUCCGCAAAGUCUUCCAUUCCUUCCUCAGCAGGCAAUCACUUGUGGCGUGCUCAAAGAUUGUACGCGCAUGCGUGGACUUCCAUACGAGGCCACGGUCACGGACAUCCUGAAUUUUCUAGGGGAACAUUCUAGAAAUAUUGUCUUCCAAGGGGUUCAUAUGGUGUACAAUGCACAGGGUCAACCAACAGGAGAAGCAUUUAUCCAGAUGGACAAUGAGUUGUCUGCCGAGGCCUGUGCCGCCAGUCGCCACAAAAAGUACAUGAUCCACGGGAAUAAGAAACGUUACAUAGAGGUCUUCCAGUGUUCCGGGGAGGACAUGAACAUGGUGCUGACAAACGGGGCCCUACCUCCGCCCCCUAAUCCCGCUGCAGCCGCCGCCGCCGCCGUUGCUGCCACGGCGCCAGUGACGCCGACCCUCCACGCGCUCCCGACCCCGCAGACGAUACCCCAGCUGGCCAGACACCCCGUGCACCAACUCCAACCUUCAUCUGCCGCUGCCAUGCUCGCCACUGGCGGCUUGGGGCAGAGUAAGUUUGCCUUCUCAAGUGCCCCAAUACUGCCACAAACGACUCUGUCGCCGGCUUCCCCUUACACUGCUGCAUAUCCCUACCCGACAGCCGCCACUGCCACUGCUCUCCCACAGGCCACGCCCUUCGCCGCCCACUCGAUGACGUCACCGUUCGUAGCGCCGUCACUCACACAUAUCCCAGCCGCCAGACCCGCUGCCACCAACCCGUACUACCCGCCAAUACUGUACUGGUAUCCAAGUCCGCCUGUGUCACCGCAGACUUAUUAUGCCCAUUCCGGGCCCUCUGUUGUCGUAAUGAGGGGGCUGCCGUAUAAUGCAACCGUACAGGACAUUCUCAAUUUCUUUGAGGGCUUCUAUGAGGUUACACCGGAAUGCAUACAGAUUCAACGCAACACUGACGGCAGACCAAACGGAGACGCUCUUGUCACAUUCGUCAGCAGAAAUGAAGCUGAGCGUGCUAUUACUGAGAGAAACAGGAAAAUCAUUGGGAAUAGAUACAUAGAACUUUUCAUGGCCUGACGUCAGGCUCCAGGAAGUCAAAAUCUCCUGAGCGGUACCCGUUUAUAAAAUGUAUAUUCACAGGGACUUGAAUGGUGCUAACAACUGAAGAGAGAAGGCGAAAUGUCUUCCAUUUUUUUGGCGCGACACCAAUAAGUGCCCAGCGGCGCGUAAGUAAUUUCUUGUUAUUUCACUGGCCAAAUGCCCGGAUGGACAGCUGUUUCCAAAUAAACCCGGGAUUUUCAGAGAUGAAAAAUUAAUUGUAGGUGUAUAUGAAGUUCCUCGUCUACCAACGUCAUGCUGUCUAUUCGAGCUUCAAGAAAAAAGUCAACAGUUUUGUAAGAUGGCGGACAUAUCAAAAAGUAAAACUAUUUUCCAACUUUUUGAGUGCACCUAGUCAACUUGACCUUUACCUUGAUAUACUUCUUGCAGUGCAUGUGAAUUCGUCUUCCAAUCACAGGGUCCAAGCACACCUAUCGUCUGCUUUUAGAUGAAAGGUGUUACAUAUUCCAAGAAAAUCUGUAUGACGCAUGUGACCAUAUAUUUGUUCCAAAUGACACAAGUGCCUUUUAUUUACAUUUUUUCUGAAGUGCAUUUUUGAAUUGAUGCUAAAGUGUUUUUUGUUUCCUAGUCAACUUGGUGAUACUACCGCAGAGCUAUAUGAUACAUAUGAUACAUAUGAUGUGUGAUUUGUGAUUUUACCAAUGUAUUUUUCUAACCACGAGUGCUUCCAUACCUGUAAACGGACAUAUAUGCAAUAUUCGUAUUCGUUGGGACGUCUUCUCAGACGUUAUUUUUUAAUGCAGCAUAUUUUCACAUCUCGGAGAAGCCUAUAAUGUAACAGGGUUUAUGCAUUCCAGGUAAAUGUUUCAAACAAAAAUCGUUGGCUCAGUAGUUUUGAAAAUGAAAGAAAUCAUGACCAUAUCUCUUGUGUGCUGAUGAAUGUUAUACAUAUAUAGAUACAUGAAUAUAAGUAGAUAACGUUAGAAAGAUAUUGUAUAUAUUUACUAUGAUAUUUGAUAACCUUUUGACCUACACGUAAACUCCGACACACGCCCACAUUAUUAGCUAGUGGUCACGUGUAGAAGUGAAGUUUUUGAUUGAGAACGGAGUAAUAUACCCUAGGUCAUUAAUGUUACCGACACGCAUUUAUUUAUAUAGCUUAUUUUAGCGAGUUAUCAUAACAGAUUAUUCAGUGUUCAUGUAUUGAAAUCUCAUUACUGAUCGUUGGUGUGAAACGCCUUCGUUUUUAAAAGAUAUUUAUUUGACCGAUAUAGGUUUUACUUUACUAUGGCACUUGUAGGCAUUUUAUUACUCUUACAGCACGACAAUAAGGGUAACUAUCGCUACAUAGAGACAAGAUACACUUGAAUAUGAAUAUGUAUAUGAGAUAAGCGUACGGACACAGUGCUAUAUUGUCAAAUUCAUAAAGCAAUUGACUCUCUUGGAGUCGGUCUUUUUUCAAUUUAGUUCGCUUGACCAAAUCUUCUAGAGCCGAACAUUAUAGUUACUAUUAUUAUUAUAAAAUGAGCUAAAAGUUAUUAUUGUGACCAGAUUUAAAACAUAUACGCAAUGCGUUUUACGUUAUAUCUUUUUUGUUGAGUUUUUCGAGGAGGUAAACAUAUAUUAUAUAUACAUAUAUAUCAGAUUUAAUUUCAAGUGCAAUACGUUAUGGAAGAGUGCUCUUAGACAUGGUUGUGCUCAUUUUUAUUGCGAAGACACUUUCUAUACUGAUGAAAUAAUUAGUUUAUAGAGAAAUGUGCUAUUUAGAAAUGCCAAGUUAUUAGUGCAUGAGGCAGUUUGUAGCUACAAUUUAGAUUUUAAAUGAUAUUUUUCAAUUUAUUUUUCUGACAAUGUGAAAGAUUGGGCGCUGACCUUCGAUAAGAUGCAAUUAUUAAAUAGAUGUCGCCUUUGACCAAGAAACGCUAGUGCCCAAUAUUUCACAAGGUUACAUGAUGACAUAUUAUAGCAAUAAUCAGUCAUGUUAUUCUUCAUAAUAAUAAUAAUAAUGCAAUAAAUUAAUAACUAGAAAAAAGCGGUGGUGGUGAAUGCUUGGUUGGUUGGUUGGUUGGUCGAUUUUCGAUUUGUGGAUACUGGUGGCGUAGAUGUUUCGGUGGCGGGAAAAUGGUUGCACCAAAUAGUUCUUCAAUUCCUCUCCCUUCCUCUUCUCCUCUCACUCCUGUGCAAAUUAUUCUGAGGAUUGGUCCGACUUAAACAUUCCAUUUUUCGUUGCCACAACGAACAUUGUGUGACGUACUUACAACUUUGUUUGUAUCCCCCUCCAACUGAUCUUCUUUUUUUACUCGGAACGUUUGCACAUGGAUUUUUUCCUUAUUUUCCAUAUGGUGCGUCCUGCACGAGCUUGGCAAGACAGUGCUGCCUCUCAAUCACGUGCCAUGAAAAACCGAAUUCAAGGUUUAAAAAAUCGGGAGUUUCUUUACUGAAUGCCAAAGGAACAUCAUUUUCUGGUUAAGGUGGCACUUUUUCAUAUCCAGGCUCAUUUCUUUCCUUGGUACUUUCAAUACUUUUCCAAAAAUUAGAGGGGCUUUCUUGAGUAUUCUUGCUCAAACAAUAACCAAUCUCUGAUUGGUCGAAUGAGGGACGGUUUAGGUUGCAAAUUUGGGUAAAUGUGGCGGGACUUUUAAACAUAUAGUUUUAUUGUAGACUAAGUGUUUUAAACUUUAUUUUAGCGGGGAAAAAGAUAUACUCGUAUUGGGGAUUCCUGGUAGGCCGUGACGGUGUUGGAUCUUUUCUCUUUGGUUCAGGGAAAUCAGUAAUGGCGUAUCUUUCCUUAAAAAGCACUAAACUAAAAGAAUGUCUCAAAGAUGACCGAAUCUCAUGCCAUAGUGGAGAAUCACUUAAAAGCUGAGAUGCUCUUAUUUAUUUUAAAGUUGAUAUUUUUAAUUUAUUGUCCCAUGGUGCCACACCAGAGUUUGUGAAUGUCACAGAGCAUUCUCAAUAUGAUAUAUAAAUCUAUAUUUAAAGAAAGAUUUUAUGUUUAUUGAAAUAAAGUAUCUUUACAUGUGAAUA
Molecule: messenger RNA, 5918 nt
Organism: Lingula anatina
Lineage: Eukaryota; Metazoa; Brachiopoda; Lingulata; Lingulida; Lingulidae
Product: epithelial splicing regulatory protein 1
Molecular function (GO): RNA binding; 3'-5'-RNA exonuclease activity
Source: RefSeq, a predicted model, not a curated record